AUGGACGACCGGGUCGACUUGGAGCUGUCAGACGUAGGUUGUGUGCAUUGCUGGACUGUGGUGCGUAACCAAUGUGGGGUUGCCGCUAGGAUCAACGGAUUUGAAGCGCCAGCAAAUUUUUGUUCGAACUUUCAGUCCAUGGGGUCUAUAGCGCAUCACUCGGAGCAAUGGCAGGAGCCAUCCGGCUUCUCCAAUACUGGCGAGAAGUGUGGUUUUGUCCCUGAUCAUCGAUGGCUGGUCGAGCAAGAUCCAAGGAUACACCCUGCCUACGUCGUCAACGUACAGACCCACACACCUCAGCGUGCUCCAUCGCUCGACCAACUUCGCAGCCCAACUCUUUUGACCAAACCCGCUGACUCGAUCCUCCCUACAUCUUGGGCCACUCCGGAGAAUGACAGAGUACAACAAGUGGCCACGGAAGUCAUGCUUGGAAAAGCCCGGGAGCUGACGAUCACGAGGCAGCAGCCCGUCCUUCGUGACGUUGGGCGGGCGUCCCGGUCCAGCGGGAUAGCCUCAAGCGAUCGAUCUGGUAAGAUUUCUUACUCUCGGCUGUCAUCAAGGCCAAGUUCGUCUUCGAAGCAAGACAACACACGCACCGCACGGCAUCAGCCGUCAUUCUCGGAAUUCUACGACUAUGUGCGAGGCGAUUGUUCUCUUCCCGGCUCCGCCAAUGGCUCGGAACGAGGUGCUGGUGGUGUUCCAGGGUCACAGGCAUCCCACAGUGACUAUCAUAAGCCAGCGACACGACGUGGUCAAGGAGAGUUCCGAUCAGGUGUUGGGCACAGCCAUGCUGAUGGGUCUGAACAGUCAGGUCAAGGCCGGUGUCUGCAUGGAAAGUCAGAGGCAUUGACUUGUCCUUGCGGCAAACAUGAGGCCGGGUUGUCUAUUCAUAAUAAGUGCAGUCCGUCACACAGUAGUGAAGAAUCUACAUUGUCAGAUGAGGGCUACCGUGAGCAGCGUGUCUCCCGAGUGCCUGAGGAACGGGGCCCCGCUGUGCGCUUGGCUGGGGAACUUCUUGGUUUAGAAACGGAGUUUCCACAAAGAGAUCCCUUGUCGUAUCGUACCCGAAUCGAGGCUUGGAUCGCAGAGCUUCGGACGAGCCACUUCGAGGAUCCCGAACUGGUCGGCCCAUUUCCCGAGCUUGUCCUCCAGAGACCACCUUCUUCACUACUGUACGCCGACCAACAGGAGGAACCAGAAUUCUGCAACGAGCCGUUCCGCUCAAGGAUUGGAGUACUCAUUGAAUCACGAAACCGUCCGGCAUCUCGGUCCGUGGAUCAUCGCGCUGCAAGCCGGCGUCGUACUCGAGACACGACUUCCACGGCGUCGACUAACCUCCCCAUCAUGGCCCAGAACUCGGAAAGGUCGGGAGGUAAAGGUCGAGAGCCGGUACCUUCCGCGAUCAAGGGCGACUUCAUUUCGGUCUCGCCCAGAAAACAUCGGUCACCAUCGCCGCAGAAGCACAAGCCAAACAAAUCCGUCCAGAUCAACCUAAAUCUAACCGAGAAUCAGGUCGAUCGGCUGACAGAUGUAUUCUCGAACAAGAGCGAAUCGCCAUCACGUCGCGGACGAGUCGACACCUUCAGUCGAACUCGAUCACCAGUACGAAACAACGACCUCAAUGACACUCAGACUGCACCUCGGGCUCACGGAAACAUCGACCAUCACAUGCCUCCCUCGCAAUCCAAGGACGGAUGGAGCCGCUAUGAGAUGCCUCAUGACAGUGACUCGACAACAUUUUCGGAGUUGAUGCCUUCCUCGAACCACAAACCUAAGGGCUCUCUGGCGUCGAGUAUCGCCGAACGUCGCCGACAACAUACACCGACGCCGGUCAAUAUCAAUGAUCACCAGCAAUAUGGAACUCUUGUGAAUGAUACCAAUAUCAUUCCUCUUGUUCCGCAGCCCAGGACGCCGAACAGUCCGCCCCUCCCCGGCAUCGAUCAUGUUGACUCAUCUUCCGUCUAUUCUCAGAGUGAAGGCCAGCCAAGUCCUCUCCACAUCAAGAGAGACGACAUUCCGCGACACAUUGAGAACGUGAUGCAGUCUUACAGUGGCUGGAAAGAUUCAAAUGUUCAAGCGCCGGUCCCUGACGUGCUAGGCCAUGGGGGGAACGCUCAGGGACAUGGCCCCUACAAGGGCAGGUUGGAGGCCCUUAGACAGCCGGUGAUGGAUGUCAGUCAGAUUUAUUCUCCCCUCAGACCGUACUUCGCCUACAAAGACCUCCCCACGCAGAAAAUCGCGGGCAAGACCUUGAUCGGGGAACAGGGAUGGCUCGAGCGACCCAACCAGACCCCCGACCGCAAAAAGGACAGCUCGCCCAAGAAACCCGGCCUUCUCGACAGCCUCAAGAAGAUGGCCAAGGACAUGGGCAAAUCGUCAAACAGAAGGCUGCGCGACAUAGAGAAAGAAGGAAAAGUACAGAGAGUGACAAUCUCACUCGAUCCCCGUGAGCAGAGUCUCCUUUACUGCGAGCUCGAGUUUCACAUCAGCAACGCGUUGCACACCUACAUCACCAACGAAUUGAACCAUGGACGGCUCAACCCGGACAAACUCAAAAAGAUUGCGGAUGGCUGGAACCAGAAGGGUCGCCCGAGAGUCGUCGGUUUCCGAUACGACUUGGAGACGCAGCUCGAACUUGUUCACCUCCACAUCGACGAGUUCCGAUUCUUUGGCCGCCGUCAAAGCAACCCGCUAGAGAUAGGUGGCCUCCUCCAUGCGAUGAAGGUCAACGCUCGAUCGCUACGGAUUCGCACCUACUGCCAGCCCGAUUCUGUGAUUGCCAAGCAGCUCGUCGAUUCCCAAUCUCUCUGCAACACCAUCGGAUGCUCCGAUGCCCAGCAAAUCGCCAUUGCGGAGAUAGCGCAAUUUUUCAAGGUCAUUGUAGAGAGAGAGCAGGCCUAUCGUGCAAACCUAGAUCGUAAGAACACGGCUCAGACGUUGCCGCAUGGUCAAGGCGACCGGCAAUGGGAACUGUCAAGAGACUUGACUCAAGGCGCGGAGUCUUACAGCGGUCUUCAUCUUAUACCCGAAGGCUACGACGUCAACGCAGAGACUCUCCGAUAUAACAGUUGA
Molecule: messenger RNA, 3072 nt
Organism: Colletotrichum higginsianum IMI 349063
Lineage: Eukaryota; Fungi; Ascomycota; Sordariomycetes; Glomerellales; Glomerellaceae
Exons: 7
Coding region: 1-3072 (1023 amino acids)
Source: RefSeq, a predicted model, not a curated record